This is a messenger RNA of Penicillium maclennaniae, 1758 nucleotides long. Its product is annotated as fungal specific transcription factor domain-containing protein. Gene Ontology annotation, molecular function: zinc ion binding; DNA binding. Bases 1 to 1758 code for a protein of 585 amino acids. NCBI's taxonomy places the organism in Eukaryota, Fungi, Ascomycota, Eurotiomycetes, Eurotiales, Aspergillaceae. The transcript is spliced from 5 exons. The record is from RefSeq and is a predicted model, not a curated record. Gene Ontology annotation, biological process: DNA-templated transcription.
AUGCGCGGACCGAAUGCCCUCGCACUCGACAAGCAAGAGUCCAUCGACCACGACUUUCUCGGCUCGGCACGCCAUGCCAGUGAAGCAAGAGAGUAUAUUGAGUCCGAACUUCAGUGCAACCUGGCACUUUCCCACGAUAGGCGGACUGCGCUAGAGACGGCUCGGAAGUUUGUUGGUCAGCUGUCAAACCCCGGUCUUCAGCGACAUGAAGCUGGCCUAAUUGAGGAUACUGAGAUUGAUGGGACCUGGACACCACCAACCCUCACUCCCGAGUUUUUGCACAUGAUGCUGCCAGGUCGCGAUCGAAAAACCAACUCCCAGACUAUCUCCUGGCCCGACCAUAUUUCCGAUAAGACUUUGGAACGAAUGGGACUUGCGAUUAUAGAACGAAGAGAAAGCGAGCCAAUCCUUCAGCUAUAUCGGAUCAACGUCUGGGUCAAGGCAGUUUGCUUCAUAUCAGCAUUGGCACCUAUGAUCUCCAGCGAGCCGCUCAAGGUUCACUUUAGAAGACUCAAGAAGCAAUACGAAUUAUCCGCGAUCGACGAACUGAACUCUAUACCCCUCACAGCUCCUCCGAGUCUGGCAUUUCUUCAGGCAUUACUUUCUGGGAAACGAUUGUACCAGUAUCUAGGAAACAUGUCAUGGUGUUGGAUGUUCACGGCUACCGCAUCUCGAAUUCUUGUCGCUCUCAAUUACCACAAUAUCACGGAUACAGAGCCUCGAAACGAUGAGGAAGACGACAUCCACGCCUGCGUAUACACGUGUUAUUAUUUUGACAAGACUCUCAGCCUGCUGCUUCUUCGGCCUCAAUCUUUGCCAGAUCUCAAGGUCGAUCCAGCACAGUUGAUACAUAUGGAUCCCGAGCUUCCGACAACACCCAUGAUAACAGCGAUUGUGAAAUUCUCACACUUGAAGAACACACUCGUCAAUAUUCUUCUCGAUACCAAGGAGAUGAGGGACAUGGAGAAAGCAAGUAUCCUGUCAGACCUUGUCGCCCAAGCGCACGCGAUACACUCGAGUUUCCAAAUACGACGGAGCCGUCAAGAAGUGGAGUUUCCCGACUCCUGGGAGAUGCUCCGGCGCGAAUGGCUAUCGAUGGAUUUCAAUUAUUACUCCUUCAUCACCACAAUCAUUCGAGCGCGAUCAGCAGUCCUCAAAUCUCGCCUGGUCUGUGAGGACUGCCUCUACGCCGCUCGAAAGGCUUUGACUACCCUCCGAGCUCUACAAGAAGCUUUUUCAAACAGUAUCACGACCAUCGAUAGUUACCCGACAAUGCUUCUGUUCCCCUUGUCUCCCUUCUUUGUUCUAUUCUGCAAUAUUGUCGCAACAUCAGAUCAGCGAGACUUUGAAAUGAUCAAGAACAUCACCGAUGAUCUACGCCAAUUCAUCAAGGCGAAUGCCUCGAUUGGCAAGCUUUAUGGCCUUUUUUCAAGGUUUCUUGAACUGUGUACCCCACUGAUCAAACCAGAUCAUGGCAUGCUUGAGUCGAUGUCUGUGUUUCCGGUUGAUGGAAAAAUUAUUCAAGUAAACUCUUACGCAGACGUAUACAGGCGCUCCGGUGAUCAAGUAGCGCAUCCACUUCCCGGUUCCAUUUCUGGCAGGGCAGAGUCGGGUAUGGGACAAGGACAAUCCGAAGAGCCGCAGUCCGCGGAGGGUUGGAAUGAUAGUCUGAUGUGGGAGGUGUUUGAUAAUCAGCCUUCGCUGGGGUGGGCAGAGUCAGAGGUGCGGGAUGCCAUGGCUCGAUUGGAUGCAUCAUAG